Physella acuta is the source of this 1842-nucleotide messenger RNA. RefSeq lists its product as uncharacterized. Lineage: Eukaryota; Metazoa; Mollusca; Gastropoda; Physidae. The record is from RefSeq and is a predicted model, not a curated record.
GAGAUACAUGACCAUCACCACCAGAAUGUCUAGAAGAGCCGGACGAACCAGUGGAGAAAACACAUCAACUGCUUCCUCGCUCAAACGUCAGAGGGUUAGAUAUAUUUUAUAUACAGGAAACUACAUCUUAAGCGGAUUGAUGAAAAAUGAUUGGACACGGUUUUCAUCUGGUGAUUGUUUGUCUGUUGGUGACGUCAUCACAUCAAACAGAGUUCGACCAACUAAUAAGGUCUGUUUCAAACAACUGUGGGAAUCUGCUACAGGCGUAUCGGGCAAAUGUGUCUGGCUGUCAGGGUUUUAGAAGUAUUCAAUCAAAGCUGUCACAACCAUUUUGUACCAGUGGGGACAUUAACAAACUCGAGGAAGUCUUGUGUGGUACAGGCAGUAGCCUGCCAGGUAGUGGCACCAACACAGGUGGUGUGACGUCAGCAGGUGUCCCAGUUCACCACUCCAGCCCAGCCAGUGCCGUAGUCAAGGAGACACCGGAUGUGACGUCACCUACUGAUACAACUGCUGAUGUCGGUCCUGCUCUACCGGUCAACGAGACAGACUUACAAAAAACUUUUCGAGAACUGGGGGAUGAGAUAACGUCGCCUAUGUGUAAGGCUGUUUUAAACAACCGAGCGAAUGUUCUGACCAGCUUCAGUGAAGCGUGCUGCAUGUUGAUAUCCUUCCAGACCACCCUGGUGCCAGGACUGUGUACACAACUCGAGUACGACAGGGCGCAUGACGUCCUGUGUGUCAACGUGACACGUCAAGGUAAUGAACCAACAGAUCACGUGACAGAUAGUUCUGACAACCUGACAACAGACAAAUGUGCCAAAACUACAUCAACAGACGUGACUGGUACGACAACAUCCACUGACGUAACUGACAACACAACAUCAAAAGAUUUUGCAGGCACGACAACAUCAAUUGACACUACCUCCAAGACAACUUUAACAACCACCCCUGUAGCGACAACACCAACAAGCACAACAUCACCUGACCCAGCUUCAUCCACCACCGCCCCACCAAGAGCCAACAUCUUCCCACUGAAACUUCGACUCCUUUUCUCGGUCGUUACACACGAUGAUGUAAAGGAGCAGCUUGAAGUGUUGGUCAACUAAGAUACAAAUCUCAAACUUCCUAGCAAGAGAAGAUUUGAAAAUUUUUCAUCGAUUCCUUAUAUCAUCCGCUUUGCUUCAUAAUGUGUAAUACAAUUGUCGUGAGCUAAACAUAUUUUCUACACAGCCUUAACCCAAUCUAAACACAAUUUCUUCAUUUAUUUUCUAAAAUACGUUAUAUUAUAAUUCAUUUCAUGAAUAUUUUUACAUUAUAAACAGAUUUUAUUUUAAAAUACAUUUUUGAUAUAAUGAUUUGAUCUUUCGAUUUGAUAUAAAGAUUUGAUAUAAAAAGUUGAUGUAAUCAUUUGAUGUAUUCAUUUGAUAUCAUGUUUACGUAUCUGUAAUGUUAUAUAAAGCCGGUAUUUCAAGCUGGACUAACAGCUGCCAUGUUGAAAUAUCUGUAUAGCAAAAGAUUAUUUAUCUUGUGGUAUAAUUAGUUUGUACUAUUUUUAGUAAUUACAAUAUUUGUAAAAGUCAUUACAGACAUUGAAAUUGUUAAUACAAAAUCUGGUAUUAUGGUGUUGUCUUUUAGAACACUUGUGUAUAUACACACAGUAUGUAGUGGAGUUUUUAAAAAAGGAUCUGUGUUUAUGUUUUUGCGUGGUGAUAAUAAAUACUUUUAUAGAAGCACAUAUUUCCCAUAUUUUUUUAUUUUGCAGAACCAUAAUAAUCGUAUCAUAAUAUUGUAUAUGUAGGACAAUAAAACAAUGAUACUUCAAAACACAAUCAAACAAAA